Messenger RNA from Melozone crissalis (California towhee), 2205 nucleotides. RefSeq names its product ammonium transporter Rh type B-like. The coding region runs from base 1 to 2205 and encodes 734 amino acids. The transcript has 7 exons. Gene Ontology annotation, molecular function: ammonium channel activity. The record is from RefSeq and is a predicted model, not a curated record. Gene Ontology annotation, cellular component: plasma membrane. Gene Ontology annotation, biological process: ammonium homeostasis; ammonium transmembrane transport. NCBI's taxonomy places the organism in Eukaryota, Metazoa, Chordata, Aves, Passeriformes, Passerellidae.
AUGGGCAGCUGCCCGUCCGACCUGCGCCCAUUGUCCUGCCCUUCCUCCCCGCGCCCCUCGCCCCCCGCCGCCGCCCCGGGGCCGGGGGGGAAAACAGGAAGCGCUCCCCAGCACGGUGCUGCGGAAAUGAGACAAGCGGGCUGGAGCGGCGGCGAGGACGGCGGGAGGAAGCGGACGGGAUAUUUGGAACCGACGGCGAAUUCUUGGGCUUAUCUCUGCGCCGCAGAGGCCCAGGAGUCCUUACAAAACAGCGCCCAGCUGGAGCGAGGCCCGCGGCCGGGGACGCGUCCUCGUCCCCAGCGCCACCGCUGGUGCCCGGCGGGGCGGCGGGAUGCUGGUGGCAGGGAGGGGACACGCAGCCAGGGUGGCUCCUACAUCUGCCGGGAUCGCUGCGGGGCUGAUCGGCAGAGCCAGCUCAGGACCCGGCUGCGAGGGGCUGGCGAGGAGGGGGCUGGCCCCCUGCCCGCCCCUGUGACAGCGGCACCGGGGUCACAGCUGGCCCGGAGCUCCCAAAGCAUUCCCGGUGAUCGCUGCCGGCAGAAGGAGGCCCGGCACAGGGGCAGGAUCCGGCUGCCACCGCCCGGUGUCCCCUCCUGGCCGGGAGGGAGCCCUCGUCUGACGCAGGAGGUCAGGCAGGACGAUCGUAACAACCCUGCCGGGCUCCAGCACCCGGGAUUCAGAUCCAUGGACUUAUAUGGCCUGCAGAACGCGGCCCUCGCCAGAUGCUUCCUCCAUCCCUCGUCCUUCGAUGCCAAGAGAAAACUUGGUGUGCCUGAGAAUGUUACUGGAGGGAUUGGACCUUCUCCCCACAGGGGCCGUGGCAUCCCAGCGGUGCACCCUGCACUGAUGGCUGUGCCACCCUCCACCUAUCCCCGUCGCCUCCUGCCCCUCUUCCUGGGGCUGUUCCAGGGCGCCCUGCUCCUCUUCUUCGCCCUCUUCGUCACCUAUGAUGAGCCCUCGGCGCAGGCGGAGGAUACCAGCUUGGUGGCCAACCAGGUCUACAGCACCUUCCCCUUCUUCCAGGACAUCCAGGUGAUGCUGGUGGUGGGGCUGGGACUCCUGCUGACCUUCCUGCCCCGCUAUGGGUUCAGUGCCCUCACCCACAAUUUCCUCCUGCUCAACUUCUCCAUGCAGUGGGCGCUGGUGCUGCAGGGCCUGCUGCACCACUUCCACCACGGCCAGAUCCACCUGGACCUGCACAAACUCCUCCUGUCUGUGUUCGCUGCUGUGACAGUGCUCAUCUCCGUGGGGGCCAUCCUGGGGAGGGCCAGCCCCUGCCAGCUGCUUGUCAUGGCCACCUGUGAGAUCCCCCUGUACCUGGCCUGUGAGUGGGUCAUUGUCACCUGCCUGGGCGUUCAGGAUGUGGGUGGCACCAUCACCAUCCACGUCUUCUCCUGCUAUUUCGGCCUUGGCGUGUCCAAGGCUCUGUUCAGGGCAACACAGCAGUCACUGCACCCCAAGGAGACCCCAACAACCAGCUCUGACCUCAUGUCCCUGGUGGGAACGCUCAUCCUCUGGGUUUUCUGGCCCAGCUUCGUGGCUGUCCUCUGCCAGCCAGGCGAUGCCCAGCACCGUGCCAUCCUAAACACCCUCCUGGCCAUGAGUGCCAGUGCCAUAACCACCGUGGUGGCCUCCAGCCUGCUGGACAGGGACGGCAAGCUCAGCCCCGGCCACCUGCAGAACGGCAGCCUGGCGGGCGGGGUGGCCAUCGGCGUGCUGGCCGACAUGGCCGCGCCCCCCGCGGCCGCCCUGGCCCUGGGCAGCCUCUCGGCCGUGCUGUGCGUCCUCGGCUUCAGGUUCCUCACCCCGCUCCUGGCGAGGAAACUCACGCUCCACGACCAGUGCGGCAUCCACAACCUGCACGGCUUGCCCGGCAUCCUCGGCGCCGCAGCCAGCGUCGUGGCCGUGCUGCUGUCCCCCGCUGGGGGCAAUGCCAGCGAGGCGGUGCUGGAGGGGCAGUGGCGGUCCCGGGGGGCGGGCGGGCAGGCGCUGUGCCAGGCGGCAGGGCUGGCGGUGGCCGUGGCUGCCUCGCUGCUGGCCGGGCUGCUCGCCGGGAGCGCCCUCCGGCUGCCCUGCCUGGCCCGGCCGCCCCAGCGCCUCUGCUUCGAGGAUUCGCUGUAUUUUAAGAUCCACGAUCAGGCUGAGAGCCCGGGGCCAGACUGCAGCGCUGAGGAAGGAGCCCUGGCUCUGAAGGAGCAGGUUUAG